Messenger RNA from Culex quinquefasciatus (southern house mosquito), 7845 nucleotides. It is a transcript of the gene alpha-Man-IIb, whose product is annotated as alpha-mannosidase 2. Gene Ontology annotation, molecular function: alpha-mannosidase activity; carbohydrate binding. Bases 1529 to 5221 code for a protein of 1230 amino acids. Gene Ontology annotation, cellular component: Golgi membrane. Lineage: Eukaryota; Metazoa; Arthropoda; Insecta; Diptera; Culicidae. The transcript is spliced from 12 exons. The record is from RefSeq and is a predicted model, not a curated record. Gene Ontology annotation, biological process: N-glycan processing; protein deglycosylation; mannose metabolic process.
UACGGCAGAACACACGCACACUGCUGCUGAGAAGACUUCAAGACUGAGCUGAGCCCGUGUUGUUGUCCGUCUCUCGCGUUCAUUCGUCGUUGGACUGUCCGUGCGUUCGGUCGUCUUCUUCGUCGGUUGGCACUCCGGAGUUUCAACGGAUCGGUUCGGUACAGGAAGGUUCUCUCCCCUUGACAGGAAGAUUUUGGCGUUUGACGGCGGAUGUGUGUCUGUUAAAAAAACAGCAGUUUUGGUGUUUGUCCUUGUCUUGUGACAGCGGCGUGCGUCAAAGUUGGCCCCGUGUGUGUCCUGUAUGUUGUGAUGUUUUGCGCUGUUCUCAUUCCCUUUGACGCUCUCAUUCUCUCCUGCUGAGCGUAGUGUUGCGGUGUUGUGUUGUUGGUGUGUGUGUGUCUCUCUCUCCAGAAAGGGAGAAGAAAAGAUGUUUAUUGGAUGUGAUUAAAAUUUGGUGAUUUUUUGGUCUCCAGUUGGGGAAACGUCAAGAAGAACGUGUGUGUUUGGGAAAAAUGUUUUGAACAGUGCAGUGAUUUUGCAGUGAAUUUGGUGCGUGUCCGUAUCCGGUCCAGUUACUACACCCCACUUCAGGUCAUCUAAUAUUUGUGUUUGUCUGUCCGGAUUGGAACAAGACUACAAGUAGUGAGCAAAAAAGAGGCCCCUUCUGGAGGAGCGGAUGACCUCGUUGUAAAGCAGUUCUUCAUUCCACACGGCAAAUCCGCGUUUCGUUGUAUUGGAAGAUUGCUACCAAAGAACAGAGCAUUGAUACAGAUCCGCUUGCGAAAAUACGAUUACAACUUCAUCGAUAAUUGCAACACAUUACCCAACGAGCUGGAAGCUGCGACGACAAGAAUACAACUCAAUCUUGAUACGUCUUCAUCAUCAAAUCAAAAGUAAGAAAGCUGUCAAACACUCUUCAAAAUUAAUAGUAAAAAGCCCUGUGACCGGUGAUAUCGUACAGCGUAGCUUGCAUGAAAUUUCACUGGCUUUGAAGUUCAUUCUCAAAAUAAAGCACCGUACUAUAAUGGAUCGACCAAUCGUUUAAAAAGAAAUCCACCCCUAAAUGCGAACGUUCGUCAAGCGCAUGCAAAAGAACAACACUCCAACAAUGUGAUCAUCGCCUGAAAAGCCCUCAACAAAGUUGUGCAAAGUGCGGUGUGAAGAAAAAGUGAAAACAAAUGUCAUAGUGCGGUAAAACCGGCGAAUAAAAUAAAGUGUGCCCUCAUCAAAGAGCCAUCAAAGCUGUGAACAGCGGCAGUGAAGCAACAGGAUCUGGAAAAAGUCGUGAAAAUUCAUAGCCUCCAGGGGCCCUCUGCAGUUGCUCUGGUGACAUCACGGAAAAAAAAAUAAAAAAAAGUCACCAUAAAUGAGUGACUGCUGGCAGCACGGUUAGGCUCCAGAGUGUUCCCGGAGGAGUGUGUGUGUGUGUGCAGUUUAGUGGGGUGUUUGGUUGUUAGUGGGAAAAGUAAAGCCAACCCACCUAGAGAAGAAUAAGUGCCCUCCAGAGGGCAAGUAGCGAGCUAGCAAAAUGACCGUGAAAAUUUUCCGCCGCGGUUCGGCACGCUGCAUUGGGCUGCUGUCGGCGUUCGUCACUAUUCUGCUCUGCCUCUACUACAUCUCGAUGGGACAACCCUCGACAACGCCGACGGCCGGUUCCGGUUCCGGUGUGGCAAUGCAGCACCAGAAGAGAUUAAGCAACGUUCACGAUGCGCACCAUGGCGGCGGUGGCGUCGGCAAUCAUAAUGCAAAUCAAUCGUGGCAUAGCUGGCUGCGGAACAAUCUCAAUUCGGUUGGCAGCGGUAAGGACCGGCCCCCGGGGGGUGGAGGAGGUGGCGGUGGUGGCGAGAAAGAAGGACGCCGAGUGGCGCAGCUUCCGGACCAAACCGGUGGCGGCGGCGAUGAGGAGGAGCAGCAGCAGGUCGAGAGUGGAUUUUCCGGCAGCCAAGCCUCGCCGGCCCGGUUCAGCGCCAAGUGGGACGAAUGUGCCGCACUGGAGGAAACGCCCACCGAUAUCACCACCGGUGAUGAAUAUGGAAAUUUUGACUUCCAGCCCGAAUGGAUGAAGACAAAGGAGUACUGGGACAAGGACUUUGAGAGCCGCUACGAGAAGCUGCAAAAGGACCCGGGCCGACCCCCGCUGAAGAUCGUGGUCGUGCCACACUCCCACAACGAUCCGGGCUGGCUGAAGACGUUCGUCAACUACUUUCAGUCGGACUCGCGGCAGAUCCUGAACCUGGCCGUCACCAAGAUGCCUGAGUACGGCAACAUGUCGUUUAUCUGGAGCGAGAUCAGCUUUCUGCAGCUGUGGUGGGACCAGGCGCAUCCGACCAAGCAACGGAUUUUGAAAAAGUUGGUCAAAUCCGGAAGGUUGGAGAUUACCACUGGAGGAUGGGUCAUGACGGACGAAGCGAACGCCCAUCUGUACGCCAUGGUGGACCAGUUGAUCGAGGGCCACCAAUGGGUCAAGACGAACCUGAACGUGACGCCCAAGAGCGGCUGGUCAAUCGAUCCGUUCGGCCACGGCAGCACCGUUCCGUACCUACUCGCCGCUUCCGGCUUCGAGGGCACCAUCAUCCAGCGGAUACACUACGCGUGGAAGCAGUGGUUCGCCCAACACCGGUACGGAGACUUUUUGUGGACGCCGUACUGGAAAAGCAAGGCGGGCUCUCCCGAUCGGCAGCACACGCUGCUAACGCACAACAUGCCUUUCGAUAUCUACUCGAUCAAGCACUCGUGUGGACCGCAUCCGUUCAUCUGUUUAAACUUUGACUUCCGUAAGAUUCCGGGGGAGUACACGGAGUACUCCAUCAAGGCGCAGUUUAUUACGCCGGAGAACAUCGAGUCCAAGGCGGAUCUGUUGAUGGAGCAGUACUCGCGGACGGCCUCGCUGUUUCCGCACAACGUGGCACUCAUUCCGGUCGGGGAUGACUUCCGGUACAACAAGGAGAAGGAGAUGGAGCAGCAAUACACGAACUACAAGAAACUGAUCGAUUACAUUAACGAGAACCGGCACAAGUACAAGACGGAGAUCAGCUUUGGGACGCCGAUAGACUACUUCAACGCGAUUAAGGAGCGAUACGAGAAGUUCCCCACGCUCAAGGGUGACUUCUUUGUGUAUGCGGACAUCUUCAACGAGGGUCGGCCGGCGUACUGGUCGGGCUACUUUACGACCCGGCCUUACUACAAGAUAUUGAGUCGCGAGCUGGAGCAUAAUUUGAGAAGUUUGGAGAUUCUGUUCACGCUGGCGUUCAACCGUGCUCGACAGGGUGGCAACUCGAAUGCGUUCAAGAUUUACGAAAAGAACUACGAGAAGAUGAUUCUUGCGAGGCGGAACUUGGGACUGUUCCAGCACCAUGACGCGAUCACGGGAACUUCGAAGGCAAAUGUUAUGAGGGAUUACGCGCUGCGGUUGUUCGAAAGCAUCCAGGAGACGGUGAAGCUGCAGGAGAAGACGAUUGAGUUGCUUGUGCAGCGGAAGAAGAAUACGGAGUUGAACUUUUUGAUCGGGGAGCUGGAGCGGGACAAUUUUGGAAAGCUGCCGAGAAAGACUCCGUUGAUCGUGACGGAAGCGAGGAGUACCGACUUUGUGGUUUACAAUGCGUUGGCGCAGGAACGGUUGGAGGUGGUGCUGAUUCGGACGUUGACACCGAGGGUGAAGAUUUUGGAUCCGACCGGGAAGAUGAUGGACAUUCAGAUCAAUCCGGUGUGGAACAUAACGGAAACGUCUUACGCUUCGCGAAAGAUCAUCCCGUCGGAGAAGGAGUACGAGGUUAUGUUUGUGGCAAAGUUGGCACCGCUUUCGCUGACGACGUUCACCGCGAGUUAUGACGAUGGGUUCAAGCCCAAGAUGGCGACGUUGUACUGUAACGAUUGCCAGGACGAGAAGAAUGAGAUUUUCGAGAUUCGGAACAAGCAGCCGGGUGAUAUUCAGCUGGAGAAUACAAAGAUGCGACUGCUGUUUGACGAGCAAAGUGGAUUUUUGAAGUCGGUCACGAAGAAGAACAUGGGCAAGCAGAUUCAGUGCGCGAUCAAGUUUGCGGCGUAUAAAAGUGCGCAGUUCCACUCGGGAGCUUAUCUUUUUAAGACGGAUCCGGAACAACGGAAUUCGGAGAAGGAGGUUUUGGAGCAGUACAACGAUAUGACAAUCUUGAUCACUUCGGGUCCACUGGCGAGUGAUGUGACGGCGAUUUACGGACCGUUCCUGGCACACACGGUGCGGAUUUUCAACUCCAACACUGUGCUGGACAACGGGAUCAACAUCGAGAACGACGUGGACUUUGAGAUGCCGCCAAAGAAUCGCGAAACGGAGCUGUUUAUGCGAUUCGUUACGGACAUUGAGAACGGUGGGAGUGAGAAUCCAGAGUUUUACUCCGACUUGAACGGGUUCCAGUACCAGAAGCGGGUAAAGGUACCUUCGAUCGGCAUCGAAGGAAACUACUUCCCCAUCACCAGCGGGGCUUUUAUUCAGGACGACAAAAUGCGGCUUACGCUGUUGACGACCCACGCCCAGGGCGCUGCAAGUUUGGAACCAGGUCAACUCGAAGUCAUGCUCGAUCGACGAACUCUGUACGAUGACUACCGCGGUAUGGGCGAAGGCGUCGUGGACAGCAGAUUAACCCGGCACCGCUUCUGGGUCAUCUUGGAGACAAUCGAACGCGGAGCCGAUGCGGCAGCCCCCGCAGCGAACAAUUCUCCCAGCCAGCAAGGUGAAGGUCCCGGCGAUGCCAAACCGGCCGAGUACCAACUCCCGAGCAUCUUCGCCAACAACCUCGCCAACGGACUUAACUACCCCGCCAAUCUAUUCAUCGUGGAAAAGUACGACGAAAGCAACCAGAUCGAGCUUAACAGGGCCGUCCAACUUCUGGCCACGCCGUUCCCCUGCGAUCUGCACAUCCUCAACCUGCGGACGCUAACGGAGAGCAACCUGCCGCUGUUCCCGUCCAGCUCGGCUCUGCUCGUGCUUCAUCGGCAGGGGUACAACUGCCGGAUAGGCGGCGACGAAGUAGUCAACUAUUUUUGUAACAGCAGUAACAGUAGCAGCAGUAGUAGCUCGAGUAGUAAACACCGAGGGCAGCUGCAGCUGUUUGGGGGCGUCCGGGUUGAGCACAUAAGCGGCACCUCGCUGACGGGGCUGCACGCGGGCGAACCGGUGCGAUCCGUCGGGGAUAUCUUCCUGGAGCCGAUGGAGCUGCGAACGUACAAUGUUACGUUUGCGAAGUAAGAGGGGUCGAGGUGUGUAGCGAAAUGGUGACGGUUAGCCUCUCUAUCGUCACGGGCGAGUGGGGUGGAUUUAGGGUGAUGUCUUUGGCGAUUAUUGUUGGACAAAGUUUUGAAAAUUUCAAGCGUUUUGGAAAAAAGACUUAUGAACAUUUAUCGAUUCGAUUCUCUAGAAAUGAUUAAUUGACUAAAAUUUACAGAAAGCUACGAGGCAAACCAGCAAGGCAGGCAAACUGCUAAACAGUUAAAAUGUGUCCUAACAUUUCAAAAUGGCACAUAACUUUUGAAAACAAAAGUGUAUCCCUUUCACUCAAAUGCCAGUGGCUCAAAUGACACAUAAAUUGUGAGAGGGAUACAUUCUUGUUAAAAUUGUGUGCCCUAAUGCAAUGGAAGGCACGAAUCAGUGUCAAAUCACCGGGGUUUUAGUGCAUCUUCAAUUUAAUACUGUUUACUGUUAUUUGCCGGGACCCGUGGUGUAGGGGUAGGGGUCGGUCUGGGUUCGAUCCCAGGCGGUCCCGGUGGCAUUUUUCGAGACGAGAUUUGUCUAGCCACGCCUUCCGUCGGACGGGGAAGUAAAUGCCUGGCCCCGGUUUAACCUAGAGUUGUUAGUUCGUGACCUCAAUCCUGGUGUAGGAGUCUUCUCCCUGGGUCCUGCCUCGGUGGAGUCGCUGGUAGGCAGUUGAACUAACAAUCCAAAGGUCGUCAGUUCGAAUCCCAGGGUAGAUGGAAGCUUAGGUGUAAAAAGAGGUUUGCAAUUGCCUCAACAAUCAAGCCUUCGAACACCUAGUUUCGAGCAGGAAUCUCGCAAUCGAGAACGCCAAGGCAAUGCUGUAGAGCGAAUAAUUUGAUUUGUUUUUUUUUUUUUUUUUUUGUUAUUUGCAGUCAAUUGUUAAUUGAUAUUGCGGAAACAUUUAAUUUGCAUUUUUGCAAUAUUGAUAAUAAUCAAACACAAUCGAAUGCAAACGAUUUUUAAUCAACUUAGAGCAAUACAGCGCGAUCGGACUGAUCCAAUUGCAUACGAGAGAGUAUUUUAAAGUGAUUGGCGUGGACAAAAAUGUACGAGAAAAUAUCUUGAAAAUUACAACAAUAUUACCCCAGACAUCAUCUUGUUUCAACUUCACUCAUACAAAAUAGAACAAGCUGUAGAUAUUCCACUUGAAAGAAACAAAGAAUCUCUCCGAAGAAAACUCCAAAACCCGUUAAUUCUGCAUGGCAAAACACGUUUUUUAAUUGGGGGUAAAAAACCAAAACAAUUUACUACUAAGUCUGUGAGCUUGUAAGAAAAUUAGACAAAAAAAUGGGAAACAAAUUUGAUUUGCAAAAGAAUCUCACGAUAAAACAUCACAAACCACGCGGCCAUGCCGAUUUCAUCUCCGAUUUCGUCAGUCAAACAGUCCAAAACAAAUAAGCACCAAACCAGCAACCAAUUAUAUUACAAAAAAAACAUCGACAGCAUCAUUCCACUUGAGUCGAAACACUUUUUUAGACCACACUAGAGUUAGUUUAAUUUAUGAUGAAAACUAGUUCGUAAACCGUGUGUUUUACUCCGAAAAUAGUUGAACAACUUUCUGUAAAACCUUGACUUUUUGCAUCAACCAAACUCGAAUACAAAUGUGUUGUAAAUACAAAACAUCAACCUUUAUUUGUUUUCCAAAAUGUGAUUUUAGUUGUUAGUCAAUUUCUCUACUUUAAACGCAUUUUCCUUUCCUACUCUUUUGUUUUAGUUUUUCCACCCCCUUUCAACUCAGUUCCUCGAAUAGUAAAGUUGGAAAUCAUUCUCACACGUCGAUUGAUUUCAACAUAGACCACCGUCCAAUAGUUUACGUUCCCUUAAAAGUAGUGCAAACAGAAAAAAAAAACCCGUAAAUGUAACUCCAACCAAGUCAACCAAGCAUGUCCCGUUCGUUUAUUUCCAAACACACUUAUUUAUAAAGAGAUCAAGCUAGAAAGUAACGUAAUACAAGAGAACAAAACAAAAAUCAUACAAAAAUAAACCAUUAGUUGUUUUAUAUGACUACGCAGCUAGCGAAUAUUUUAAGAGACGUAAGUAAGCGGAAAUCUUGAAAAAGGUUGAAAUAAAUGCAUCACAGAGAGCCAACCAUUAGUGAAAUGUUGAGAAAAAAAACAAAGUUUGUGUUCCGUUUUCUUUCCGCAAGUUUUCAAACAAAAGAAACGAAGAAAAACUGUAGUUAAAUAUCUAGUAAUGAAGUAAACUUACAACAAUUAAUCAAAAAAAAAAAUGAUCGACGACGAAGCGAACGCAGCUCGAUUAACCUUUUAGAUUUGUGGUGGAAGCGCGUUUUAGAGAAUUGUGUGGCGUAAUUUAUUCUUUUGUUUUAAAACUGAAUGCGGAAAGCUUUAUAUUAAGACGUGAACGUGUAUUUCUCGUGGUGUCCGUGCAUUGCACGUUGGAAAUGUGUACAAAGAUUGAGGGUAUUUGAAUUUAUUCUUUUUUAUUUUUUUUUUCUCUAACUGUUGCCUUAACUGAUUAUUUUACUCCCAUAUUUUUUUUAGUUUAUUAUUUCCUCGAAAAAAAACUAUGUUAUUGUUUGGAUAUGCUUAGGUGAGGAAAAAACCAAAUGUCUGAGGUACGAGUGUAAGUAAAAUAAAUAAUUGAAUAUUUUAAAA